Molecule: messenger RNA, 602 nt
Organism: Tachyglossus aculeatus (Australian echidna)
Lineage: Eukaryota; Metazoa; Chordata; Mammalia; Monotremata; Tachyglossidae
Gene: PFDN2
Product: prefoldin subunit 2
Exons: 4
Coding region: 1-489 (162 amino acids)
Biological process (GO): protein folding
Cellular component (GO): cytoplasm; prefoldin complex
Molecular function (GO): protein folding chaperone
Source: RefSeq, a predicted model, not a curated record
AUGGCGGACGGGAGCGGGCGGAGCGGCAAGAACGGCGGUGGCGGAGGGGGAGGGGGCGGAGGCGGCCCCGGCAAGGGGUCCGUGUCGGCCGAGCAGGUGGUGGCCGGAUUUAACCGGCUGCGCCAGGAGCAGCGAAGCUUGGCGUCCAAGGCGGCGGAGCUGGAGAUGGAGCUGAACGAACACGGCCUGGUGAUCGACACGCUUCGGGAGGUGGACGCGACCCGGAGGUGUUACCGCAUGGUGGGCGGGGUCCUCGUGGAGCGGACGGUCAAGGAGGUGCUGCCCGCCCUGGAGAGCAACAAGGAGCAGAUCCAGAAGAUCAUCGAGACGCUGAGCCAGCAGCUGCAGGCCAAGGGCCGCGAGCUGAACGACUUCCGCGAGAAACACAACAUCCGACUGAUGGGGGAGGACGACAAGCCGGCCGCCAAGCCCGGCGCCUCCGAAGGGGCCGGCGCCAAGACCAGCUCGGCGGGCGUCCUGGUCUCCUAGGCGACCCCGGACCCCCGUGCCCUCCCCCCCUUAGCGUGUCGUUAACUGCUCCCCGUCGCUGCUCUUGUAUUAUUUUUUGUUAAUUAAAUGGUUCGAUCACGACGGCUCGGUCA